This is a messenger RNA of Trichomycterus rosablanca, 1326 nucleotides long. Its product is annotated as isotocin receptor-like. Gene Ontology annotation, molecular function: oxytocin receptor activity; vasopressin receptor activity; peptide binding. Lineage: Eukaryota; Metazoa; Chordata; Actinopteri; Siluriformes; Trichomycteridae. Gene Ontology annotation, biological process: G protein-coupled receptor signaling pathway; maternal process involved in parturition; female pregnancy. The record is from RefSeq and is a predicted model, not a curated record. The transcript is spliced from 3 exons. Bases 1 to 1113 code for a protein of 370 amino acids. Gene Ontology annotation, cellular component: plasma membrane.
AUGGAGACUUUCCAGAAAGAACCACUGAACGAAUCAUGGAAUCUUAAUGAAAGUGGAGCUGUGAACAGAACUGGGCAUCCUUUAAAACGCAAUGAGGAGGUGGCUAAAAUCGAAGUUGCUGUGCUGUUUGUGGUGCUGUUGCUGGCACUCGUUGGGAACCUGUACGUGCUGGCUGCACUUCAUAUCAGUAAACGCGCACAAUCAAGAAUGCACUUUUUCAUGAAGCACCUGUGCAUUGCAGAUCUGGUGGUGGCCGUUUUUCAAGUCCUUCCACAGCUCAUCUGGGACAUCACCUUUCGCUUCUAUGGGCCGGACUUCUUGUGUCGCCUGGUGAAAUAUCUUCAGGUGGUGGGCAUGUUUGCCUCCACCUACCUGCUUGUGUUGAUGUCAGUCGACAGAUGCCUUGCUAUUUGCCAACCGUUACGCUCAUUGCAGCACAGUAAGGACCGGGUGUAUGUUCUCGCCUCGUGGCUCCUCAGCCUGCUGCUCAGCCUGCCUCAGGUGUACAUCUUCUCCCUUAAAGAGAUGGCCCAGGGAGUCUACGACUGUUGGGGAGAUUUUGUGCACCCAUGGGGCACCAAAGCCUACGUCACGUGGAUAAGCCUGGCCAUCUACAUCAUCCCUGUUGCUAUUCUGAGUGUCUGCUAUAGCCUCACAAGUUUUAAAAUAUGGCAGAACUUUAAGUUGAAAAGCAGAAGGCAGCAUUGUGUGUCAAGGUGCCCAGGUGAUGGCAUGACACUUUCACGUGUCAGCAGUGUAAAGCUUAUCUCCAAGGCAAAAAUCAGAACAGUGAAAAUGACAUUCGUUGUCGUCCUGGCCUACGUUGUGUGCUGGACACCAUUCUUCUUUGUGCAGAUGUGGUCAGCUUGGGAUCCGAUGGCACCAAGAGAAGCGAUGCCAUUUAUCAUCACAAUGCUACUGGCUAGCCUGAACAGCUGCUGUAACCCCUGGAUCUACAUGUUCUUUGCCGGUCACCUGUUCCGGGACCUGAUGCAGCACUGCCUAAAGACAUUGCGCUGUGCCUCUGUAACCCAACAAAAUUCAAGGAGUCAAUCAGCUGGAAUGGUAAUGAAGAGCAGUCAGAAAAGCCUGAGUCAGACCUCAACCACAUGACACGGCAGACUGCAGGGAGGAGAAAACAGAGGCUGUUAAAGGCAACAGGAGCUAAAGACAAAAGGUUCUCCAAAUCAAGUCUUCAAAUGAGCACACAAGGAAUAAGAAGACUGAAGAAGUCAUUCGGAUUGAGUGACGAAACGUAUCUCUACAACAAACUUGUGUCCAGAUGAACUGAUUAAACUUUGUGGAUUUGUGUACCUGGAUUAUUGA